Fusarium coffeatum is the source of this 315-nucleotide messenger RNA. RefSeq lists its product as uncharacterized. NCBI's taxonomy places the organism in Eukaryota, Fungi, Ascomycota, Sordariomycetes, Hypocreales, Nectriaceae. The coding region runs from base 1 to 315 and encodes 104 amino acids. The transcript has 2 exons. The record is from RefSeq and is a predicted model, not a curated record.
AUGGCGCGCUCUGACCACGCCGUCAACGACUCAGAUGGCUUCCGCAUCUCCAGACCAUUCAUUACCAUCACUGACUCAGAUGGCUCCCGCGUUUCUAUACGAGUCUUUCCUUUCCCCGUUCCGAUGGACCAACUUGUACCUGUAUGGGAGGUGUUCCCGCCAGAGCCUGCUCCAGAGCCUUCUCCUGAGCCUCCUUCUUUCGACUACGAGAAUGCUUCUUUCGAUGAGCUCUGGGCCCAGCUCCUCAAGGAAGGGGCAGAGGAAGAUGCCAAGCUCAGACAGGAGGCUGAAGUCAAAAUCAAGUCAAAGCUUUGA